GAGGCAUCCGAGCGGGAACCAGAGCAGGAGCAGAAGCGCGAGUGGGAGCGGGAGCCAGAGCCGGAGCCGGAGCCGGAGCCAGAGCGGGAACCCGAGCUGGAGCCGAAGCUGGAGCCGGCACUGCGGCUCGCGGAGCGGAGCGAGGCGGCUAAGCCGAGUGACCGGCAGGUCCUUCUUUUCUCUAAGUCGGGACUCAACAAGUCGGCAGGCUGGCUCCGCUAUUCUGUUCCAAGGAUUACAUGUCCUUCAAACGUCCCUGUCCCUCUCGGUACAACCGAACCAGCUAUUUCUACCCCACGUACUCCGAGAGCUCGGAGCACAGCCACCUGCUGGUGUCUCCUGUAUUGGUGGCCAGUGCAGUCAUAGGUGUGGUCAUCAUCCUCUCCUGCAUCACUAUCAUCGUGGGCAGUAUCCGCAGGGACCGGCAGGCCCGGCUCCAGCGCCACCGCCACCGCCACCGCCGUCACCAUCACCACCACCACCGCCACUGCCGCCGUUACCACCGAGAGUACGAGCAAGGAUACGUGUCUGAUGGGCACACGUACAGUCGCUCGAGCCACCGGAUACGCUACAGCUGUAGCCCUAUCGAAGACUGGUCCCCUCCCUUGGACCUGAGUUCUGAUGGGGACGUGGAUGCCACAGUGCUUCGAGAUAUGUACCCAGAUUCUCCACCGGGUUAUGAGGAGUGUGUGGGGCCAGGAGCCACUCAGCUGUAUAUCCCCACGGACGCACCACCGCCCUACUCGCUGACCGACUCCUACCCCGUGCUGGAUGGCAUCAUGUAUGGGGGCAUCAUCUACAGCCCCGGCCGAUACCAGCAGGCGCAGAGGAUCCUGGGCCAGCCUGGCCUCCACACCAUCUCCAUGGAUACCCUGCCCCCUUAUGAGGCCGUGUGUGGGCUUGGCCCCCCAUCAGGUCUGCUGCCGCUGCCGGGCCCAGAACCGGGGCCCAGGAGCUCCCCGGGCUCACCCACCCCGACCCGGGCCCCGGCCUCUGGUCCAGAAAGGAUUCUGUGAGUGACCCAGCCAGCCAGGUCCUGCGGUCCCUCGGGCUGAGCCACAAGGGCGUGCACAUACACAGAUACACACACAGGCUUACAAGGGCAUGCGCACACGCACACGCACACACACACAGAGAUGCACACACAGCACUCCCACGUGCACACAUACAUACACAGUUUGUACACCUACACACACACACAGAUGCACACACAGCACUCCCAUGUGCACAUACAGAUAGCUUAUACAAGUACACACACACACACAGCUGUGCACACACUUCUACGUGCACACACAGAUGAACGGUUUGUACAUACACAUACACGCUGACACACAUGCACACACGCAUCCAGAUAUGCACCACACAUGUACAGACAUGUGAAUACACACAGCCCCCCUCCCACAUCCACACAAACCCAUCUGCUAAGGUUUCAUUAAAAAUGAAGCUCUCUUGACCUCCCGUCUCCUCCCCAGCCUAUUGGUUAUGCCUUUGCAGGCAAUGCUGGGAGAAGACAGUUGGAGAGGGACAGGGCCUUGCUCCCCCCUCUCCCUGGCCUGUUUGCCUCUGCCCUCGCCUGGCAGGCUGUGCCCAAACUCUGAUUCUGCCUCCAGAAACUGCCCGACCCUCCCAGGUCGGCCCCCUGCCCCCACCCCCACUCCAGGGCAACACGCCCUCCUGGGCAGUGGGACAGGCCUCAGUGAGGUUCAGCCACACACUGGACCCCUCCCUCAAUUCCAGGGCAGCCACACUAUCACCACCCUGACACUUACGGGGUGAGGGACAUGGGCCUGGGGGCCCAGGCACAACCUGGAAGCCCUCACCGCCCCCCCCCGCCCCCUCCCUAUCCCAGUGCCCCCGGCCUCAUGGCGCUGGCGGCGUUAUUUUGGAGGGCCCCCACCCCAAGCGACUGGUGAUGAGCAGGGUCCUUGGCGGGUGUACGACAGUGGUGGUGGUGGGUUACAGCUGUCCCCGUGUCAGUCCAACCACGGCCCAGGGCUGAGGGUCUUCAAAGAAGAGAAGGGUGGCCUGGGCACAGCUCUGAGACAGAGACGUGGCCCCUCGCUAAGUGCGUGCCCAGCUGACCACCAUGGCCCGAGUGUGAGCUGUCUACCCUUCCCCAGGGCGGCAGCUCCUAGUUGGGAAUCGUGAGCUGAUGCAUUCUGCCCCUGCCCUCCAGGGCACUUGCAGAGAUGAAAUACUGGGGAAGCGGGCCCCUUAAAUACUAGCAUGCCACCAUGAGGAUCUGGGCCUCACCGCCAGAGGCACCCGGAAGGGGAUAUAUGGGUGUGCCUGCUUACAGAGUGGCCCACAACUCCCAGCAAUUUCCAUCUGAGAAGAUGGAUGAAGACCCAGCCUGCCAGAGGGAGGCAGCCGAACAGCUUUGCAGAGUGUCCCGCCAGCAUUGCCAGCGGCAGGAAGUGGAAACCUCGAGUCCACCCUGCCUCCCCCCGCCGCCACCCACCCCUGCCCCCCAUUUCCAUUCUUCUAAUGAAGGGCUAAGACAUUUCAGUAAUCCCUUUCUUGAGAAGUAGGGUGACAAGGAUGGCAACCGUGAAUUUUACUUUCUGUAGAAAUAGGGUUUCUUCCGGUGCAGAACCGAAAGGAAUCCGUGCAGAGGUUCUGUGGUAUCCUGAAGCACCCGACUCCGCCAGGAAAGGGACCUUGUUUACAAGCAGUUCUGUCCGCCUCUGUGAUGUACUGUUUUCUAGGCAAAAAAUAUCUGUCUGUUGUACUGUAUAGCCUUUAAAUGCACUCCAGGGAUGGGACUCUUUUAAGAAAUGCAUCCUGCUUCUGCAACCCUAGAGAGUACUGUGGGAAAAAAGAUAAAAAUCCCUAAGUACUCACCAGUGUUUGAGGGAUGGAGCUAAACAGCUUUUCUCGUUCCUGGUUUAAGCGCUAAAUAAGCAACAAUGUAUCUUUUCUGUGUUCAA
Lutra lutra (Eurasian river otter) is the source of this 2930-nucleotide messenger RNA. It is a transcript of the gene BEAN1, whose product is annotated as brain expressed associated with NEDD4 1. The transcript is spliced from 5 exons. The coding region runs from base 240 to 1016 and encodes 258 amino acids. The record is from RefSeq and is a predicted model, not a curated record. Lineage: Eukaryota; Metazoa; Chordata; Mammalia; Carnivora; Mustelidae.